UUUGACUUCCGUUGACCAAAAAGAGAGACUUUUGACUAUAAGCGAAAUCGAUGUCCGCCGUGAAAUCUGUCUCUUCCUUCAGACUCGCCUCUCUCCUCCGCCGUGAGAAUGAUCCCUCCGCCGCCAUUAAGCUUUUCCGAAAUCCUAAUCCAGAAUCAACGAACCCGAAAAAACCCUUCAGAUACUCGCUCCUUUGCUACGAUAUCAUCAUCACGAAACUUGGUGGAUGCAAGAUGUUUGACGAGCUAGAUCAGGUCCUCCUCCAGCUCAAGACUGACACUCGGAUCGUUCCUACGGAGAUACUAUUUUGCAAUGUGAUCGGCUAUUUCGGCCGUGGAAGAUUGCCCAGUCGCGCGCUCCACAUGUUCGACGAAAUGCCUCAGUACCGUUGCAAACCCACCGUGAAAUCCGUAAACUCUCUGCUGAAUGCGCUCUUAAAGUGUGGGGAUCUCGAGAAAACGAGAGAAAUUCUUUCGAGUAUCAAUAAGUUCGGUAAGCCAGACGCUUGUACGUACAAUAUACUGAUCCAUGGAUAUUCUCAGAGCGGCUGUUUCGAUGAUGCCUUGAAGCUGUUCGACGAAAUGGUCAAGAAAAAGGUGAAGCCCACUGGUGUGACCUUUGGGACGCUGAUUCAUGGGCUGUGCAAGGAUUCGAAGGUGAAGGAAGCCUUGAAGAUGAAGCACGAUAUGUUGAAAGUGUAUGGAGUUUGUCCCACGGCUCACAUUUACGCGUCGUUGAUCAAAGCGUUAUGUCAAAUUGGUGAACUGAGUUUGGCGUUUAAGCUAAAGGACGAGGCUUUCGAAGGAAAGGUUAGAGUAGACUCAGCUAUCUACUCCACGUUGACUAGCUCGCUUAUAAAAGCUGGAAGAUCAGAAGAGGUCUCGAUGAUUUUGGAAGAAAUGAGAGGAAAAGGAUGCGAACCGGACACGGUGACUUACAAUGUGCUUAUUAACGGGUUCUGUGUUGAGAAUGAUUUAGAAUCAGCUUAUCGAGUUUUGGAUGAAAUGGUUGAGAAGGGCUUGAAGCCAGAUGUUAUAAGCUACAACAUGAUACUUGGCGCCUUGUUUAGAAUCCAGAACUUGAAAGAAGCAACUUACCUGUUUGAAGAUAUGCCCAGAAGAGGUUGCAUCCCUGAUAUCUUAUCUUACAGGAUAGUUUUCGACGGGCUUGGCGAAGGUUUUCAAUUCGAAGAAGCAGUGGUUAUCUUGGACGAAAUGCUUUUCAAAGGCUACAAGCCUCACAAGGACAGGCUAGAAAGAUUUCUCCAGAGGCUGUGUGAGAGUGGAAAGUUGGAGAUUCUCGGUAGAGUUAUCAGUAGCUUGAAUAAAGGGAAUGCUGUUGAUGGUGAUUUGUGGUCGGUUCUAAUGCCUACUGUGUGCAAAGAACCUGUGCUAUCGGAUUCUAUUGAUCUGUUGUUGAACACAUUGAAGGAAGAAGGUCCUUUAUCAAGGAUGCCGCAAUGCUAGGUCACUUGUCGUGCAAGGUAAAUGUUCCUUUGAACCUUGUAGGGUGGGUGUUGUUGAGCAGGAUGGGUUAUCUGCAGACAAAGAUGAUGAGUCUAUUCUGCAUUAUUGAUUUAGAAAUUGGAAGAAAUCUGAAUUUCUUCAAUUGAUAUACUAGUCCUAGUCCAGUGAAGAAUGGAUUAACCACUAAAGCAAGCUGCAUUAUUGAUCCGUUUAUUGGACUAGACGAUGAAGUUAUGCUAUCUAAGGCCUAAACAGAGCAGAAACAGGAAUAGAGGUACAGUAUGUAUGUAAGGGCGUUUUCGUCAUUUACACUUCUGAGAACCCUACCUUAAUUUGAGAGGUUGUUGUUUUAGUUUAGUCUUUAGAGGCUUUUUGUCUGAGAGGUCUUUCUUCUUCUCGGCUACUUCUUCUCUGCUCGAUGAAUCUUGGAGGGAAGAUGGUGCAGAAGAAGGUGGCUGUUCUCUACCAUUAUCCUUGCCAUGACGGUGUUUUCGCCGCCUUGGCCGCUCAUCUCUACUUCUCGGCGAAUUCAACCCCUUCGCUUUUCUUCCCCAACACAGUCUACUCUCCAGUCACAAUCAGCCAACUUCCUCUUCGAGAAAUCAGCCAUCUCUAUCUUCUGGAUUUCACAGGACCGCCUGGUUUUGUCCACCAAGUCUCUCCCAAAGUUGACAAUGUCGUGAUCCUCGAUCACCAUAAAACCGCUAUUGAGAGCCUAGGUGAUGUCUCUUCGACUUGCAAGAACGUUACCAAAGUAUUGGAUAUAGGGAGAAGCGGUGCGACUAUUGCGUUUGACUAUUUCACUCAGAAGCUGAUGGAAGAAUCUCGAGGAGAUUGCAGAGAGAUGAACGAUUUCAAGAGGAUGAGGCGUGUUUUCGAGUACAUUGAAGACGCUGAUAUCUGGAAGUGGAAACUACCGGAGAGCAAAGCAUUCAACAGCGGGAUCUUGGACUUAAAGAUCGAAUACGAUUUCAAUCAGAACCCAUCACUGUUUCAGCAGCUACUGGCAUUGGACCACGACAGUGUGAUCAGCAGAGGAAAAAAUAGUUUGUCUAGGAAACGUAAACUGAUUCACGAGGCGCUGGAAAUGUCGUACGAGAUUGUUCUUGGAGGUGAUGAAGAGUUUGGUCGGUGUUUAGCUGUAAACGCAGAUGAGAUCGCAGAGCUUAGAAGCGAGCUCGGGAAUCAAUUGGCGGAGAAGAGUAAGCGUAUGAAACUCCGAGGUAUUGGUGCUGUUGUUUACAGAGUCCCCGAGCUUGAGGAUGAGAGCAAACUGAAAAUAAGUUUGAGGAGUGUUGAAGAAGAAGACACAACACAGGUUUCUCAGAGAUUCGGAGGUGGUGGUCAUAAAAACGCAAGCUCCUUCCUGUUAAGCUCCACAAAGUUCGAGCAAUGGAAGGUGAGAAGAAACUCUUCUGCUAACUAGAGAUGUUAUUCUCAAUCGGCUGUUUAGGUUUACUUGAACCGGUUUGGUUUGCGCUUUACCAGUUUCCGGUGUUUAUCCGGAUUUUGGUUGGAGUAUUUGGUACAAGUAGAUGUGUUUAAUCUCGGUUUUGGUUAGGCUUUUUAGUUUUAGAAAAAUAGUAACCAAACCAUUUUUCAGUUGUUUCUGUCUUAUAAGUGAGAUUGUUUAUGUAGUAACCUCUUUUUAUUUAUGAAGGUUAUCAUUGAUUACGUUUAGCUUCU
Thlaspi arvense is the source of this 3152-nucleotide messenger RNA. The record is from the annotation of a GenBank genome assembly. NCBI's taxonomy places the organism in Eukaryota, Viridiplantae, Streptophyta, Magnoliopsida, Brassicales, Brassicaceae.